Molecule: messenger RNA, 638 nt
Organism: Pseudomassariella vexata
Lineage: Eukaryota; Fungi; Ascomycota; Sordariomycetes; Amphisphaeriales; Pseudomassariaceae
Product: RNA polymerase II transcription mediator
Exons: 3
Coding region: 111-527 (138 amino acids)
Biological process (GO): regulation of transcription by RNA polymerase II
Cellular component (GO): mediator complex
Molecular function (GO): transcription coregulator activity
Source: RefSeq, a predicted model, not a curated record
CCACCAUCUCUCUGCGCUUGUCAACGGCUUUCACCAGUUAGCCCGAUUUUGACUUCCACGUCGCAUCGCGUCCUCUCGCAACUUUGAGACCACUCCUUUCAAUUUGGAUCAUGGGGGAUAGACUUACGCAGUUGCAGGAUGCUGUGGAUCAGCUUGCCCAGCAGUUCGUUUCCUCCAUCCACUAUAUCAAUCGACACCACAGCCUCCAACUUCUCGGGCCGAACGACCAAAUUCGAGAUGUAAAGCCGGAGCCCGGCCAAGAAGAUGUUGAUCCUCACGCGCCGGAGACCUUCAAGGCAUCGCAGAUCGAGCUGGCGCAGGACCUCAUCACGAAGGAGCAGCAGAUCGAGUUACUCAUCUCGAUACUUCCUGGAUUGGACAACAGUGAACAGGACCAGGAACGAAAUAUCAAAGAACUUGAGGAGGAGCUGAAAGCUGCUGAAGCCCAACGUCAGAAGGCUAUUAAGGAGAAGGCGGAAAUCAUGACGAAGCUUGACACAGUCAUUCGGAGCAUUCGACGGCCAUAACGUGAUGAGAAUGAUUUGAAGGCAUGAUACCCCCGGAAACCAGGCGUAAGUGAUGAAUUAUGGUAUGGAUUUUUGGCAUCUUGAUUCAGUUCGGUGGCUGCUCUAGAAUAA